This is a messenger RNA of Carassius auratus (goldfish), 5741 nucleotides long. RefSeq lists its product as uncharacterized. NCBI's taxonomy places the organism in Eukaryota, Metazoa, Chordata, Actinopteri, Cypriniformes, Cyprinidae. Bases 175 to 5364 code for a protein of 1729 amino acids. The record is from RefSeq and is a predicted model, not a curated record. The transcript has 4 exons.
CAAGCCCUCGCGCACAUGAGAAGCUUGCUGUGUGGAGCUGACUUUAGUAGUUGGAGAACGCAGCUGAAAGAAGCACAUUCAUUAAGACAGAGGAGCGAUUCUUACACGAAUGUUCAAGAUGUGAUCAUUCCACUUCUACAUUCUGUCUGGAGAUACAGUUGAACAUUCAGUAGCAUGCAAGCAAAUUCACAACAUUCAGGACAACUGCGAAAUGUGCAUGGAGAAGCAACUACACCUGGAGAAGGAAUGAGCCAGAACUUUUACCAGCUAUGUUUACCACUUCACACUGGAAGUCCUUCAUAUACUGGACAAACUGCCACUGGAAAUUACUUAACCUGCACAAUUCAAUCGGCAACCAGUGACCAGAAUUUGGCUAGUGGCGUUCAAGCUACAAAAGGCACAGAGCUUGCACAAGAAAAUCUGCUUAAUUCAAAUCAUACGUUGUCGACAGGAAAACAGGACUCCCAAAUUAUUUUGUGGAACAUGCCCUCUAAUUGCCAGAUAUUCCUACCAUUUAACAACACAAAUCUACAAGGUGCUCCCAACAAAAAUGGGCUAAACAUGUCACAUUGUGCCUUUAACUCAACUAACAUGUUAUACAUGCAACAGCAACCUGCCUUGUCAGCAGUUGGUCCAAAUAAUUCGCAACAAUUAAAAAGAAUAGAUACUCAAAGUCUUCAUGAAGGUAGAAUAAAUGUGAACACAAGCAACUUGAAUAGCAGGCAGCACUAUGCAAAUGCUCCUACUAAUUUGCCAAUAGACUCCUCAAAAAAAAGGACAAGCUUGCCACCUGACCUAAAUUAUUGUUCUCCAACUGAAAAUGCACAUCAUGGCCAAAGUAGUUUGUUUGGUGGAUACCUUUGCAAGUUGCUGUUUACUGAGAAAUCAAGUAAUGAUAACGUGCAAAUGCUUUCUACCUGUGCACAGAACCUGCAACCAAUUAAUGCUGCUCAGAGAGCUGUUGCCGUUGUCCCGCCAUUGUCUCCGAUAGGAACAGCACCUGUUAUUGUGUUGGACAAAUCUGAUAAUGUGAAAAUGAAUGUAAGCCCUAUGCAAGAGACUGUACACCAUCAACCAAAUAUUCCAGAUCCUCUGGUGACCAACACUAAUCUGAUGUACCAAACGGGAGAACCAAAUGAUCUAACAAGUAAGCAUCAACGAUCAAAUUCUGCAGAGCCAAGGCUGAAUGAAGGCCCUUUCAAUGUAGUUGGAGCCAAGAGUCCAGUUUUGGCUAAUGAAUCAACUAACCAAAGUCUCAGUUCAUGUUCCCCAAACCUGAAGUCUGUGGUAUCAGAGCAAAAUGAGUCUGUUCCAGCUCAAAUGCAAAAUGAACCUAUUGAAAAGACAAAUAAAAACUGUACGGUCAUGGACAAGAAAACAAUUGACCCGGACACUGUUCCUUUUAUUGAAUGGCCAUUAGAUCGAUUGCAGACCUUAAUGGCCGUGAUUCAGCAAUUGGAAAAUGGGGAUCAGAAGAACAUCCACAAAACUGAUCCUGGGAAGGAUAUCUUAAAGCUUUACUGGAAUGGGGAUACUCGCAAGUUUUCUGAAGCUGUAGAAAGCGGCAUAUAUCAAAGCAUAAUGGAAGAAGUUUAUAUUUACUCUCCAAUGAACGAGCCUGUGAUACUGAGGCAGAUUGUAAAUGAUGCGCGUAGCAAAGUCAUUGAGAAUUUUCAAGUUUUAAAACACAACGAAGCACCACUGAAGAUGACGUACACGUCAUCCUGGUUGAAUCUUAAUGAAAACGUUGAUGACAUCGACAAGGAAUGUGGUUAUUCUUGGUUCUAUAAGUCUUUUCAAAAUCUCCCCGAACACGAAGCACAAAACUCUGCAUUUGAAGCUCCAGGCAAAUUGCAAGAAGCCACUGAAAAGCCAUCAUUGACUGGGACUAAACAAUUACCAUCAGCAGUGGAGAACAAAGUACAAGCAGACGAACCAACGUCAACCAAUGAGAGUCUACAUGAAAACAUACCGGUUUCAUUUAAUGGACCAUCUCCACCUGUGGCUAACAUCUGCUCACCGAAGCAUAAUUGUCAGGUUACAGAACAAACCAACAGUCAACCAGUUACUACAAAUUUUCUGGAGGCCAUGGUGGAUUUGGAUGAACAAGGUGUCCCUACUGGAAAGUCAAGUUUGGAUAACCAAUUUGGAACCAAGAGUGUUGUGUUGCCCAAAUCAACUAGCCAAAGUGACAAUACAAACUCUACAAAGCCCGUUCAUGUGGUUUCAGAACAACAGGAGAUUGUGUUAUCUUCUCAAAUGCAAGUUGGAUCCAGUCAAAAAAUGCUUCAUGACUGUGCCGUUCUUGAUAAAAAUGUAAGGUGUAAGACCACGCCAAAACCUAGUCAAGAAACUGCUGUGCACUUGAACGAAGUGGAGACUAACAAGAUGGAUGCUUCAGUCACGAAGAUGAACGUUCCUUCUCAUGAAAUGGCUAGACAGUGCUUUGCUAAUGAGAUGAAAGGACAUCAAGUCAUUGCUGCAUUUCCAGACAAGCAUGAUGCACCCUUAAUGAACACAUCAGAACAGUGUAAAUCAUCUCUAGCUGAACAUAAUCUGAAUACAGACAAAGUACAAGAAGAACAAAUCUCCUCAAAGAAAAAUAUGUAUGUUGAGAUUUGUGAAGAAUCUCCUGUUCCCACGAAUGCUCAGUCUCCAUCAGUGAUUGAUAACGGCCUUCCGAAGCUUAAUGAACAACCACCAAAUACUGUUAAUCCACUGAAGGGCAUGACAAAUCUGGUGAGGACACUGAAAAAACGAAAUGUUUCAUUAAUAAAGUAUAAAAAAUUAUUUGAGAAGCAUGGUGGUUUUAAAAAGCAUAAACUGUCAUCUAGAACAUCAAAACUGGUCACCAGUUUUGGCAGCCGUGUUGGAGCCCAGAGUCCAAUUUUGAUUGAGGACUCAUCCAGCCAAAGUGACUGUUCAAUCGAAGAACCGACGCUUAAUCCUGUGGUUGAAAAACAGCUGUUUGUUCCAUUACCCCAAGUGCAAAAUGAAUCCAGUGAAAUGAUGCUUAACAGUAAAAUUGAUAAGACCCUAAGAUGUGAGACUGAUCCAAAACCUUGUCAAGAACUUUCCAUACAAAUCAGUGAUGAGCCGUUUGAUGAGAUGGAUGCUUCGUCUUCUUUUAAGCUUGAUGUUCUCACUCAAGAAGUGGCUAAACAAUGUUUUGCUGAAAAUAAAGACAUUGCUCCAACACCAAAGAAUCUAAUAUUAAGGCUGGAUGACCCUCUUUGUAAUCAAACCAAAAGUCCAGGGUUGGCUGAUGGAUCCACCAGGCAAAUUGACUAUGGAAGUCCGCCAAAACUUUAUCCUGUGCUCAAAGGACCAUCUCAAAUCCGAAAUGAAUCUGAUGAAGAAAUGCCUGAAAUUGACUGUGUACUCACAGAUGACUGUGUGAGAUGUGAGACCGAUCCAAAACCCAGUCAAGAACUUUCUAUAAACAUGAAUGAAGAGGAGCUUGUUGAGAUGGAUGCUUUAGCUUCUAUUAAGAUUAAUGUUCUCCCUUAUGAAGUGGCUAUGCAAUGCUUUGCUGAUCAGAUGAUGGGAGAUAAGGACAUUGCUGCACCACCAGAGACGAUACAAAAGGCCUGUUUGUUGAUUUCACGCACAGACACUGUAUCAACAAAAGAAGAGAUAAUAAUGAGGAGGUUGGUAGGGACUGAUGGAGCAAAAAGUCCAAUGAGCCAAAGUAUUUCUGCGACUCCACCAAAACUUGAUCCUGUGAUUAAGGAACCAUCUCAAGUGCAAAAUAAAUCCAAGGACGAAAUGCCUGACAUUCACUGUAUGCUCACAGAUGAGAGCGUGAGAUGCGAGACUGAUCCAAAGCCUAGUCAAGAACUUCCUGUUAACAUCAAUGAAGAGGAGACUGAGAAGAUUGACUGUUUAGACUCUAUUAAGAUCGAUGUUUUCCCUCAAGAAAUGGCGGCGCUUUGGUUUGCUGGCGAGACCAAAGACAAGGACUUGCUCAAAGACACUUCAGUUCAUAAUUCCACUGAGGACCAGGUAAAGGUUCAAGUUCUGGAACUCAAGUCUGAAAAAGAAGUGCUCCUAGAAGAUGUGAAGCCAGAAGAGAGGAAAUAUCCAAGUUCUGGUGGUGUACAGUUGGAGUCUUUCUGUUGUCUUGCUAAAUGGUUUCAAACUUUAGAAUCUGGAAAUGGCUCGUUGUGCGUGUGCCAGAUAAAAGCCGAGUCGAGGGAGAAUGAGAUUAAAAUUGAGGCCCACAGCACAAGUUUAGAGGUGCGGGAUGAAAAAGACAGUCCAGGUGAAUCUGAACAGGUGGACAUGAAUGCUGCUGCUCUGGAAAGAACAGAUGAUUCUGAAGCCACAGAUGAUUCUGAUUAUGAAUACCCACUGCUGCAUGAUCCUACUACAGACAAGACAAAGAUUACGAAGGAUAUAUUAAGUUCUGAAGAGGUCUCUAAGCCAGAGACUGAAACUUCAGAGCAGAAAAGAAAGGAAUCGCCCACAAAAUGUGCAACAAACAUGACUCCUAUGAAUGAGAUUGAGCAAGGCACCCCAGCUCCUGAUUUGGAGACUACCACUGUAUGUCUUGCACUGUAUGGGUCGUCUUCUGAAAAAGGAAACCAACUAAAGCUAAUUAAAAGAUUCAAAGAGAAAUCAAUUUGUGAAGAACCCCGGAAAACUCUUCAAGUUAUCGUAAGCUCUCACCAGAAGUUUAAAAACAACAGCAGGUCAAAGAAGCGCAAAUUUGUGGAAUCAGAAGAUGAAGAUGCUACUGACAGGAAAGCGCGCUUACAAAGAGCAUCCUUGCAAAAUCUGGUUCAGCGUAAAUCCUUGCCCUCGCAUCCGCAUCCGGUUUCUGGACUCCGCAAAAAUAGACUUUCAUCUACCUCAUUCAGAAAACUGCUCAGUCAAAGUGCUAAUGUGCAAGGGCUAAUGCGAAAGAGACAGCAUAAGCAUACAACGCAACAAAUUUCAAUGAAUAAAUAUAUAGUUAGAGGGAAGACUGUGCCAUCCAAUUUAUUGCAUUCACCCGAUAAUGUGAAGAAAAGUAAAUAUGAGUUGGGGAACCCUGCUUUGAUGCCAUUGGAUGAGGGUCCUACUUUGGAGUUCAAAGUAUUGCCAGAGACUUUUAGCUUGGAAGACGGAGCUGAACUUAAUGGCGCUCAAGCCGACACAUCACAGACUUUGCAAAAUGAGACGUCAGGCAAGGAAGACAAAGCCAAAAGGAUGAAAACUAGCCAUGUGCCAACCCAAGGUGUCUGGAGUUUCAGUCCCUUGAAGAAAAAGUGCACUCAACCCAUCGAGGACACUGACGUCUCGGACUCAUGUAGCCUCUUCCAAGAGUUCAAAAAGAAAUAUCAAGAAAAGAAGGAUGUUGCCUCCAAGCAGAACCAAUAACAGUGAAAGAGCUUGAUUUAUUUUAUUUUUUCUUCUAUUAAAGUGAAAGCAAAUGGGCUUAUUUUGUCAUGUGUUUAAUUCCUGUGAAUGUUAAACCUAAACUGAUACGAUAUGCAAGUGUUCAAAUACAUUUUUACUGUUUACUUGAACUUAAUUAUUUGUUUUGUUAUAAAUGCAUCAUUUGCACAGCUCAUCCAGUUCAACAGCUGCUAGUCAUCCAGUAUUUGUUUACCAGUUUUAUGCAAUAACUACAAUUGAGAAACCUCUUUGUCAUGAAAGUAAUUUUUUCCCUCUGUAUAUUAGUGUUUUCUUUUUUUGAUUACACUGGUUUGUAAAAAUGUGACAGUCUAUUUUUGUACGAUUUUAUAAGAUAUUUU